UGUCAGUUUCACAUCAUAAAUUACUGGUACUAAGUGAGAUGUGUUCAUCUGACAGUUGAGCAAGAGGAUGCACAGACCUCAGACUGAUGAUGAUGAUGAUGAUGAUGAUGAUGAUGAUGAUGAUGAUGAUGUGGAUCACAGUCGUUUCUACACAGAACAGUGAUGUCUCUCAGCCUGACCCAUGGAUCUCUGCUGGUGUUGGUGAGAACGUGACUCUGAGCUGCUUUAAGUUGAACGACAAUAACCCUGGAUCUGUCGUUUGGUACAAACACAAAGUCGGACACGAGCCUCGCAUAAUAGUCGCAGUUCAACACGAACCCCUUUAUGAAAAUGAGUUCAAACCACCAAAAUUCAGCAUCGAGAAUGACAAAAAAAGCUGCCAUUUAAAAAUAACUAACGUGGAACCAUCAGAUGAAGCCGUGUAUUACUGUGGAUACAGAAAAUUUUUAACGAGGUUUGGAAACGGAACAUUUUUAUCAGUCAAAGAUACUGAACAUGUAAAAGUGAGGGUGUGGCAACACAGCACGAGGGACUCGGUUCCUGCAGGAGCCUCAGUGACUCUGCAGUGCUCGGUUCUCUCUGAGAGCAGAGCAGCAGAACUCCAAGUGCUCUGGUUCAGAGCUGCUCCACCACAAUCCCAUCCUCAAAUCAUUUACACUCAUCAUGACAGCAGCCGUCAGUGUGAGAUCGACUCUUCUACACACACCUGUGUGUACAACUUCUCCAAGAACAUCCUCAGCCUCAAUGAUACUGGAACUUACUACUGCGCUGUGCUCCUGUGUGGGAAGAUCAUCUUCGGGAACGGGACAUCAGUACAGAUGGUAUCUACGGAGGGAUCUGAUGCUGUAGUGAUCUGCCUUGCUGUAGCGUUAACUGUGUGUGUGGUGGUGAUUUUUGCUCAACUGAUUUUAAAGCGUAAAAAACAAAAGAAUGAAAAACACCGAGUGAGACUUCCACGAGGUUCAGUGAAGGAGGAAACACACAAUGAGGGCCGUGAUGCCGUGGAGCUGAAUUACGCUGCCCUGAGUUUCACCGAGAGGAAAACUAAAAGAGGAAGAAAAAAAAAACGACAAAAUCAAGACACGGUUUAUUCUGAAGUGAUUAAAUUGCCUCGUAAUUAGAUUUUCUAUAAUUGUAGUUUUUCUAAAUAAAAGAUGUCAGUCUGUUCAUUGUCACUGUUUACGCAUGUUAAUGACAUAUAAGUGUUAAUGCAUUGUAAUCAUUAAUGUUAAUAAUAAGAGUGUGCAGUAAUUAAUAUCAUUAAUUAUAUUAAAAUCAAUGUUUUUUUUUAAAUAUGUAGCAUUCAGAUAAUUAUGAUCAAAAUCUUGCUCUCCGUAAGCACAAUAUAAUAGAAAAUACAAAAAUGUAUUGUCUCAAUGUAACUUGUACACAUUGGAGUGCAACUAUACAUGACACGUGACUAUAUAAAGCAUAAACACACAAUAAAGUGUAUAUGAACUACACAACAGAGUAAACCUCA
Molecule: messenger RNA, 1480 nt
Organism: Tachysurus fulvidraco (yellow catfish)
Lineage: Eukaryota; Metazoa; Chordata; Actinopteri; Siluriformes; Bagridae
Exons: 6
Coding region: 87-1121 (344 amino acids)
Biological process (GO): response to bacterium
Source: RefSeq, a predicted model, not a curated record